AUGUACAGAAAUCAGCAGGAAGUACGAAAAUUUUACCAAAGAAUCGAACAUCAAAACGAUGCUUUUGGCAUAGACACACCCACCUGCAGAGACAAAGAAGGAAAUCUGGUAACUGAUGCAGAUAGUGGGAUAUGGAAACCACAAUUUUGCCAGCUACAAGUGUCCGACAAUGGCAGCGAAGAGGAUACCGUAGAUCCAAUAACUGGUGAUGUGCUGGCUCUUCUCUGCAGCUGUCAGUCUUCAUUGGCCGGUUUUCUGGGUGGAUAUGGUCACGGUUAUGGUGGUUAUGGAGGUUAUGGUGGUUAUGGUCAUGGAUAUGGCUAUGGCGGUUAUGGCCAUGGAUAUGGAUAUGGUGGACAUGGAAUAGGAUAUGCUGUUGCCGCAGCACCUGUGAUCGAGAAAGUAGUUGCUGCUCCUGUCAUCACAAAGACUAUCACAGCAGCACCCAUUAUCAAAACUGUAGCUGCAGCUCCCGUCAUUAAGGCUGUGGCGGCUCCUGUUGUCUAUGGCGGAUAUGGCGGCUAUGGGCAUGGUUAUGGCCUGGGACAUGGCUAUGGCUAUGGUUUGGGACAUGGCUAUGGCUAUGGUGGUGGCCAUGGUGUUGCCAUCUCCUAUGGCCAUGGGUAUGGUGGACAUUAUGGAGGCUAUGGCCAUGGUUGGUAA
Stomoxys calcitrans (stable fly) is the source of this 663-nucleotide messenger RNA. RefSeq names its product cuticle protein 64-like. NCBI's taxonomy places the organism in Eukaryota, Metazoa, Arthropoda, Insecta, Diptera, Muscidae. Bases 1 to 663 code for a protein of 220 amino acids. The transcript has 2 exons. The record is from RefSeq and is a predicted model, not a curated record.